CACAUAGCAAUUGCAUUGGUGUUUGUAUGUGUGAGUGUUUGUGUAAAACAGUGAGUAAAAGGGAGUUUCAUGCGAAGUUUAACUGUCAAAAUACCACAUAGCAGCAAAAAAAAAAACGUCGGUAACAACAGCAAACGGGGAUUGUUUUGAUUUGACUAUGUGACAUUUAAGGUGUCCAAAACAAUAAAGUUAAAUUCACAAAAAAAAAAACGUCUCGUACAAUUGUAGAAUUUGAAAAUAUUUCAAGAAUAAUAUUGUACGCGCAAACAAUGUGUAAUAAUUUAACGAUUUUUUGUUUUCAUGACAUGUCGAAGUGAUUAAAAUGCGCACAUACAUUUGAUUACGAAGGAGUCACGGUGCAUAUGUCAAAGAAAAAAGUGAAGCUUUUUAUUCCAAAUUUCGGCCAAAAAGUUUAGUUAUAUCGACGUAAUUAAAUACUGAGCAGAAAUCAAUAGCAAUAUGUCAGACAGUGAAGCAGCCCGUGAAAGUUUGCCAUCGAUAAGUGAUUUAACAUUGAAUCCGCCAUCAACACCAAUCACCAAAACACCAGCCACCGCCGAUGGCAAAGUUAAGAAAGAAAUUGAAAAAGUGGAAAUAUUGCUGAAACCGACGGGAAGUGCUCCAAUUAUAAACAAAAACAAAUGGAGCUUAAAUGCUGAGAAACGUGUUAGUUAUAUACUAUAUUGGCUUCAUAGCUAUUUUAAAUUAGAUGCAGAAGAGAAAAUCUUUGUGUAUGUAAAUCAAACAUUUGCGCCAGCACCAGAUCAAACCAUAAAAAAUUUAUAUGAUUGCUAUGGUACAAAUGGAAAACUGAUAUUACACUAUUCGAAGAGUCCGGCGUGGGGUUAAAAUCGAAGAAAUGUUAACAUCAAGGAAGAAAAGACAAACCAUACAUUAUCAAAAGAAGCAGAAGAAGGAGACCUUUUCAUCAUUUCCAUUCUGUGAAAUGCAAGAAUUGCAGUUGUCGUUUAGCUAGUUAAGUUAUAAGGAGUCAUAGAUUUAUUUCAUUUUUUACAAUGCGAAGCUCUAUUCUUAUUUUAUAAAUUAUACUCUAUACGACCAUUCACCACAAUAUAUAAGUUUAAAUUACCAAAA
Messenger RNA from Contarinia nasturtii (swede midge), 1095 nucleotides. It is a transcript of the gene Atg12, whose product is annotated as autophagy protein 12-like. The coding region runs from base 460 to 849 and encodes 129 amino acids. Gene Ontology annotation, cellular component: cytoplasm; phagophore assembly site membrane; Atg12-Atg5-Atg16 complex. Gene Ontology annotation, biological process: autophagy of mitochondrion; autophagosome assembly; nucleophagy. NCBI's taxonomy places the organism in Eukaryota, Metazoa, Arthropoda, Insecta, Diptera, Cecidomyiidae. The record is from RefSeq and is a predicted model, not a curated record. The transcript has 4 exons.